This is a messenger RNA of Podarcis muralis (Common wall lizard), 4443 nucleotides long. RefSeq names its product double C2 domain alpha (gene DOC2A). Gene Ontology annotation, cellular component: membrane; extrinsic component of synaptic vesicle membrane; synapse. The record is from RefSeq and is a predicted model, not a curated record. Lineage: Eukaryota; Metazoa; Chordata; Lepidosauria; Squamata; Lacertidae. Gene Ontology annotation, biological process: spontaneous neurotransmitter secretion; exocytosis; regulation of calcium ion-dependent exocytosis.
CCAUUGUCUCCACCUCCCUGCCUGCAACCCCCCCUCUUCCCUUGCGCUCUCUCUCUCCUUCCCUCCCUCCCUCCCUCUCUCUCCCUCUCUCUCUAAGUCUGUGGGAUCCCCCAAUCGACCGCCUCUCAUUCGCUGCGCUAUCCCCCUCCCCACCGUUACCUGUUGACAGGAGCAGCACCCAGCUGACUGCACCUCCAAUGACCGUCCGACGCGGAGAACGUGCUCCAGUCCCUAUCCGGGAACAUAUGGCCAUUGAUGUGUCCCCAGGGCCAAUCCGGCCCAUUGCCCAAAUCUCUGCCUAUUUCCCACAUCCUGGGCUGGAGGGAGUGUUGGCGACACGAGACAGAAUGAGGGGUCAAGGGGCUGCAGCCAUUCCCCCUGGAACCGGGGAAGGAGAAUCGGCGGACGGAGACGAUUCUGAUGACAGCACAUCGCUUGGGACUCUUGAAUUUGACAUCCUCUAUGAUCCCGAAAACUGCACCCUUGACUGCACCAUCCUACGGGCCAAGGGUCUGAAACCGAUGGAUUUCAAUGGGCUGGCUGACCCCUAUGUCAAACUGCACCUUCUGCCCGGAGCCUGCAAGGCGAACAAACUGAAAACACGAACCCAGCACAACACUCUCAACCCUGUGUGGAAUGAGGCUCUGACUUACAUUGGAAUAACAGCUGAGGAUAUGGCCCGGAAAACUCUGCGAAUCUCCGUCUGCGAUGAGGACAAACUGACCCACAACGAGUUCAUUGGCGAGACCCGGGUGCCCCUGAGGCGCCUCCAGCCUCGCCAGAAGAGACACUUCAAUCUGUGCUUGGAAAGACAACAACCACUGGCAUCCCCUUCUUCCAUGACAGCAGCUCUGCGUGGCAUCUCCUGUUACCUGAGAGAGCUAGAACCCCCAGCCGGCUGGGCCCUGGAAGAAAGGGGUCGUAUCCUGCUCGCCCUCACGUACCUCUCCGAGCACCGUGGAUUGCUGGUGUCUAUUCUUCGCUGUGCCCACUUAGCUGCCAUGGAUGUGUGUGGAUACUCAGACCCUUAUGUAAAAACGUACCUGAGGCCAGACGUAGAGAAGAAGUCAAAGCAUAAAACAACCGUGAAGAAGAAGACGCUGAACCCAGAAUAUAAUGAGGACUUUUUCUACGAGAUCGAACAGUCAGAGCUUGGUCAGAAAUCCCUGGAGAUAACAGUUUGGGAUUACGACAUUGGGAAAUCUAACGACUUUAUUGGUGGGGUGACCCUCGGUCUAGGGGCCCCUGGAGAAUGCCGACAGCACUGGCUCUCAUGCCUUCAGACCCCCGACUGCCGCCUUGAGCACUGGCACACGCUCACCAACGAGCUCCCAGAAUCCUCCACUUUCGGCCCCUGAGAAGCCACCUCGAUUGCCUAUAUAGAGUUGCAUCCUCCCGCCCUGCCUGCCUGCCAAAAAAAAGGGAGGGGCACAGCACCAGGGGCCCCUCCUUUGCACGAGGAUGUUUGCACGUUUUGAAAAUUACUUGUCGUUGGUGUCCAUUUAUAUUACGCUCUAGGGAAGGGCUUAAAUGGAAUGAAUCGCCUCUUCUGUUUCCGUGUGUUUUAAGGCAUUGGGAAGUGGGAGGUGGUCAUAGCCGAGUGGAGGAGCCCAGGAAGAACAGGAGAGCCCAGGAAGCCACUUGUAGAAAAAGAAUUUAAAUCAAUGAAAAGUCACAGAAAUAAUUAUCCGUCCUCUUCCUCUCUUAGCACCUGUCUUUCCAAGCUGUCCAUCGCUCUGAAAUCCCACUACUUUCAAACCAAGGCUUAGCUUGGAUUUUAAAGGACAAGAUAUUUGCUGGCACACAAAAUUUGAAGCAUCGGUUCUGAUUUCUUUUUCUUUUUUAAAGCAUAUUAAAAACCCACUUCCCCAUAUGGAAUUUCUUUCAGCGGUCCAAAAUAUAUUUCCCUCUUCUUUCCACACCAGCUCCUUUCCCUACUCAACUUAACCUCAGAGUGCCAAAUACAAUUUAUACUCCUGAACUGCUGGGGAAAUAAACUAUUGUUUAUUGUCUCUGGAACUUCCUGCAUGGAUUAUAGGGGCAUUCAUAUGGCACGCUUCUUCCUGCUAACUCAUUGUUAGAGGCCUGCCGACAUAACUGUUUAUCUGCAGUCUCUCUUGUUACAAACGAGGUUGACCCCACCACUACCCACGCAGUUUUAAAAACAAGGUUGCAGGAAAUUAUUGUGCUGUUAAUUCUUGCUUCCAUUUCUGUCAGAAAGCUCAAAUCACUGGAGGCGAUCCAGGGAGAGAGCAAUCUUAACAGCGGGCUGCCCAGCCUCUUCUUAAAAGACUUCCAGGAAGGGAGAGCACCUCAUCUCUGGGCAACUGGGUCCCCAUUGUGGAACUGCUAUUUCUAUGAAAAAGUUUCUCCUAAUCUUCAGCCAGCACCUGCUCUUCCUGUAACUUAAGCCCAUUACAUCCAGUGACAGUCCUGCACUCUGGUGCAGCACAGCAAGUCUUCUAUGUAAGACCCCUUUAGGUAUUUGAAAGGUGCUUUCUUCUCCAGGCUAAACAUACCCAGUUCCUUCAACCUUUCCUCACAGGGAUUGUUUUCCAUACCUUUAACCAUCUUCACUGCCCUUCUCUGAACCCAUUCCAGCUUGUCUAUAUCCUUCUUAAAGUGUAGCAUCCACAAAUGGACAAAGUACUCCGGAUGAAGUCCAACUAGCACAGAAUAAAGCGGAACUAUUACUUCUCAUGUCUUGGAAACGACGGCUGUAUUAAUGCCGCCUAAAAUUGUAUGAGUCUUACAAAGUACGACUGGCUUAUGUUCAGCUCAAGAUCAACUUGUCCUGGGAUCCUCUUCAUUUUUACUGCUGCUUCCACCCUAUACCUGUGCACUUGAUUACGGCCAUGAUUAUUUUGCCUAAAUGCAAAACUCUGCAUUUGUUUCUGUUGAAUCUCAUUUUGCUUCCGUCCAGUUUCCCAUGCUAUCUUUUCCUAGUUCAUAGCAUUUAAUCAGCUUGCAAAUCACAUUAUCAUGGGGGACACUAUUAGGUGUUUUGCUGAAACCAAGAUCAUUGCAUUCACAGUCGUUCUUCAAUCCACUAAACUAGUAACUUGAUUUUAUAUUUCUUUCUCCCUCCCUCCCUCACACUCACACACAGUAUAUAUAGACACACAUUUAUUCUUUGUAAUCCGUGCAGGCUUCUGCUAACCAUUGCAUUGCUAUCAAGGUGCUUGCAAACUGACUCCCUUGAAAUCUAUUCUAGUUAUCCUCCGUAGCACUGAAGUCAGAUAGACUCAUUUCACAGAUCCUAGUUUUCAAGAUCUGGAACAAUUGCCUUCAGCCCUGUGGCACUUCACCUGUUCUCCGGGAUCUCCCAAAAAUGAUUAAGACAGAAGUUAUGAGAGUUCACCAGUGAGUUCCUUUUAGUACCCUCUAGGAUGCAAUUCAUCUGGUCCUUGAGACGAAGCAAUUUCAGGUAGUGAGGCAUUUCCUGAUGAAAUUUCUUACCAAUCUCAAACAGAAGCUCUGGCCACACUACUCAUGUGCUGACUAUGCUACUUAUGGAAGAUGGAACACAAUUCCCCUUUGUGGGGGGAAGACAAGAGGCAAAAUAGCAACUGAGCAAUCCAGCCUUCUGUGCCACCUGUUAAUAUUUCACCAUCCUUACUGAGAAACAGGCCUAGUGCCCUUCCUCUUCCUCCAAACACACCUUUUUAUUGUUCUUGGUAGCAUUCUCCAGCCCCAGCUUAUUCUGAUCUUCUGCUUUCCCAUCAAGUCUGGACUACACAAUCCUAGUGGCCUGCCCUUUCUUAUACAAUACAUGUCUUUUUAAAAUCUUCAGCUCAUUAGGCUUUUCUACAGCUGCUCUGGCUUUAAGGGGGAAAAGGUCCCAUUUUCCUCUCUCGCUGGCUUGUUUGAGAUGGCUCCCGUUUUCUUCUCUCAUUGGAAUAGUGCCUUUAGUAACUCCUCCUUUCGGGAUUUAUCCUGGUCAAUGCUGCAAAUUCUGAUGGAGAGUCAUGGGAACAGGCAGUGGGCAUAAGCCAGGGAGACUUAUGUGUCCAUCACACACUUCCAGGCCUGGCCUGGCCAUACUUUUAGACAGGAUAGGGAGGCCUGCCAAAAGCAACUGCGCUUGUGGUGCCAUUAAGGGCAGCACAUUGUCAUGUAUUUAACUUAAUGUUCUUUUAGUAAUGUAUUUGGGGGGCCCAUUUGACCUUUCCACACCAGGCACAAAACCAUCUGUAUCCAUCUCAGCUAGACACACUUGUUUCCCCAUCAAACAUUUCAGUUGUUCAUCAGAAGACAUUCAGUACCCAAGUGACACACCCAUUUGCUGGGUAAAAUGUGAAUCGGCUCUUAGAAAGGCAGUGUCUUCCAUCUAUCCUUUUGAGCAAAUGUUUGCAGCUAGGCAAAAAUUUGGCAUUUGCCCUUACCUUAAAACUCCUGUCACCCAGGCAUGAAUCACGACAUUUUUUUGUCCAGUUUCUAAAG